Messenger RNA from Neocloeon triangulifer, 2881 nucleotides. It is a transcript of the gene Notum, whose product is annotated as palmitoleoyl-protein carboxylesterase notum1'. Gene Ontology annotation, molecular function: hydrolase activity. The coding region runs from base 278 to 2152 and encodes 624 amino acids. The transcript has 13 exons. The record is from RefSeq and is a predicted model, not a curated record. Lineage: Eukaryota; Metazoa; Arthropoda; Insecta; Ephemeroptera; Baetidae.
GAUCCGCGGCAGACGCACGUCAAAAAACCGAUCGACGGCUCUCUCGCUGCGCGUUGGUGCUCUGCGGUGAAUAAUCAAGUCAGUCAAAUGAGUGCGAUACCCCUGGCCUGCGCAAGGACACAUGCGAAAUUUAGCGGCCGAGGGCUAAAAGCGUGCUCUGGUCGUUGAUCGUCGUUGAUAUAUAUUGACAGAAGCAUUUCAAGUCGCCAACAUUUCACCGUCCAAGAGGACCGUGUUGUUUUCGUCUGCGUGCUUGUGUGUGUUAAUUUUUGUAAUAAUGUCUAUUCGGUUUUACUCUUGGCUAAUGGUGCCGUUGGCGCUGUUAGUGACAUCAGGAGAAGCUGAGGAUGUGUCCGGCUUGAGCACAAACCAAGUAGUUACAAAUACUUUCAACUUUGGCCCUCUUUCCACAACAAACAAACUUCGAAAAACGUUGUUAGAGCCUGAUUAUAGCCUAGGACUACAACGCAUGUUUCUGACUGACCAAAGAGUAACCUGCAAUGACGGGUCGCCUGCAGGAUAUUACAUCAGGAAGACUCCUGGUAGUAGACGUUGGAUUAUAUUUCUAGAAGGCGGUAUGUACUGCUACGACCCUCGCUCAUGUGGCCGGCGCUGGGCCCGUGCUAAGGGAUUAAUGAGUUCUCAUCAGUGGGCUGAUGUUAGACAUGCUGGAGGCAUAUUAUCUCCAAAUUCUGAUGAAAAUCCGUACUGGUGGAAUGCAAAUCACAUCUUAGUGCCGUACUGCUCAAGUGAUUCUUGGAGUGGCGCUCAGGGUCCUUCAAGACGAAGAUACUUCUACGCCUCCGAGCCCAACACCCCUAGGUUCAACUUUAUGGGCUCGUACAUAGUCAGCCAGGUUGUCAGUGACCUGCUUCCUCAGGGGCUUAUCAAUGGAUCUAAACUAAUUUUAGCAGGCAGUAGUGCCGGUGGAACUGGGGUUCUGCUAAACAUAGACAGAAUUGCCAGUACCUUGCGACGAGUCGCGCCCAGAUUGGACGUUAGAGGGCUAUCUGAUUCUGGAUGGUUCCUCGAUAGGGCGCCUUUUCCAAACAAUGACCUGGAUCCAAGGUGCAGAGAAAAGGGGACUUGUCGAGCUGGGCCAGCAACGUUAGCACUUCAACAUGCCCUCAGAUAUUGGGAAGGCAGGGUGCCGGAAGAAUGUGCACUUCAGCAUCCCACUGACAAGUGGAAGUGCUUUUUUGGUCAAUUCGUUUACCCCUCAAUUCGAACGCCACUUUUUAUAUUUCAGUGGCUAUUCGAUGAAGCGCAAAUUGCUGCUGAUAAUGUGGGCGCACCAACUACCAAGCAGCAAUGGGAUUACAUUCAUUCAAUGGGUGAUAAUCUGCGUCGAUCAUUGGAAAAUGUGACGUCGUUUUUCGUACCAUCCUGCAUUUCGCACACGGUGCUCACGUCGAGAGAUUGGCGUCACGUCAGAGUAAGCAGGGUCAGUCUGCCAGAAGCUCUUGUGUGCUGGGAGCUACAGCCAGUGCAUAAAGUAGCCAAUAAACAUUACAGCCCAAUGAGCAGACAUCUCAGUAGGCACAGACAUGGAGUGCUAACAAACACAACUUGGCCGUUGUAUAUGUUAGCUGAUGCGCCUGCAAAAACGACAAGAGGUGUUGCCAGAACUGCAGUUGACCUCACUGUUGCUAGUGGGCAUUCAAAACCUGGAGCACCUGAUAAUGCCAGUCCUAGGAAUAAGAAUAAGAGGAGAAGGUGCAAGAAAAAUAAUAGAGAGCGGGACGGGAAGCAGCAAAGGCAAGGAGGAAAAGGACGCAGGACGGAACGUCGCUGUCGGAACAAAGAGAGAAACAAGAAUAGUGAACAGCGCCAGAGAGCAUCACAGAAGAAUGAGAGACCUGGUGGAAAUAGAAAUGGGCAAAACAGAAAUAAUAACAGGAGGGAGCAGCGAUCACUUCUUGCCCAGUGUCAGUUCAGGGUUGUCGAGCGAUGCUCUUGGCCGCAGUGCAACCAUUCAUGCCCUAAAUUACACAACCCUUAUACAGGUGAAGAACUUGACUUCAUAGAGUUGUUGAAGUCAUUUGGUUUGGACAUGAGUAGUAUGGCUCAGGCCCUUGGGAUCGAUCUUGACACUCUACAAAAUAUGGAGCACAAAGAGCUUCUCAAUUUGUUGACUCAGCAAGCCAACUGAAUAUAUGCAAAACGCAAUUUUUGCCCAGAAAAAGGCAGGGACGUACUUAUUCGAAUGGGCAUACCAGCUGGUAAAUUAGUCAUGCAUUUUAGGAUAUUUCAAUGUAUACUCUGCUUAUAAUGCAAAUACUCAAUUAUGAUGUAUGCAGUAAAAUGUUAUAGGCCAGGCAUCUAAUUAGCAAGUAUGUGAAUUAAUAUUAUCAAUGAUUGCUUGUUUCUACUUUCCUCAAUAAUUAUACAAGAAGCCAUUUUUAAUUUAUAGUAAUUUUAUAAGCUACCAAAGGUGUGAUUACUAUUUAUUUAAACUUAACCAAAUUUCCAAUAUUUUUGUAAAAAGAAUUUUGAACUUUCUCUUCUGUGAAUGUCAGUAUUAAUGGAGUCCCUGUGAUACAACAACUUGACGAAAAGUUAAUAAUGUGGCUCCGCAAACCUCAUAUUGGCAGAUACUUAGGAAUUAUAAACUUGAAACUGUUAAUUUAUACUUAUAAUUAAUUUUAAAUGUUUUAAACCUAAUAUUUUUCAAUACCUACCUCCAUGCAUUAUCGUGAAGUGAUUUGCAUUUCAGAGAAGUACAAAAUGUUGUUGAACCACUUUUCUCAUUGUAUAUUAUUAAUAAUAUUAUAACAUAUAUGCAUGUAGUUCUGUAAAGUGACCAUAAAAUUGAAUGUUUGUGUAAAAUAUUUUUAAGUCUCCAAAAAGUAACUUAUGUGAAGAAUGCAAUAAAAAUGAA